UCAUUUUUGUUAUUAAAGGAAAGAGUUUGAAAUCAGCCAGCUUCAAAGCAAAGUUGAAGAUGAGCAGGUUAUGGGUUCCCAACUGCAGAAAAAGAUUAAAGAAUUACAGGCUCGUAUUGAGGAGCUUGAGGAAGAAAUUGAAGCUGAACGUGCCUCUCGCGCUAAGACUGAGAAACAGAGAGCCGAUCUUUCUCGGGAACUUGAAGAGAUCAGUGAGCGACUGGAAGAAGCUGGUGGGGCAACUUCAGCUCAGAUUGAAAUGAACAAGAAACGAGAGGCAGAAUUUCAGAAAAUGCGCCGUGACCUAGAAGAAUCUACCCUCCAGCACGAAGCCACAGCUGCUGCUCUUCGCAAGAAGCAGGCUGACAGCGUUGCAGAACUUGGGGAACAAAUCGAUAACCUGCAGCGGGUGAAGCAGAAGCUUGAGAAGGAAAAGAGUGAACUGAAGAUGGAAAUUGAUGACCUCGCCAGCAACAUGGAAUCAGUGUCCAAAGCUAAGGCAAACCUUGAGAAAGUAGCACGGACACUAGAGGACCAGGUCAGUGAAAUGAAGACCAAACACGAUGAACAUCAACGGUUGAUCAAUGACUUAUCAACUCAUAAAGCACGUCUUACAACAGAAAACGGUGAGUUGAACCGCCAAGUGGAGGAGAAAGAGGCCUUGGUAUCGCAGCUGACAAGAGGGAAGCAAGGAUAUACCCAACAGCUUGAGGAACUGAAGAGGCAGCUGGAGGAAGAAACCAAGGCUAAGGGAGCCCUGGCCCAUGGUCUGCAAUCUGCCCGCCACGACUGUGACCUGCUCCGUGAACAAUAUGAAGAGGAGAUGGAGGCAAAGGCUGAGCUCCAGCGUGGAAUGUCCAAGGCCAACAGUGAAGUGGCUCAGUGGAGAUCAAAAUAUGAAACUGAUGCAAUCCAGCGCACAGAGGAACUGGAAGAAGCCAAGAAAAAACUUGCUCAGCGUCUGCAAGAUGCAGAGGAGCAUAUUGAGGCCGUGAACUCCAAAUGUGCUUCACUGGAAAAGACUAAACAGAGACUACAGAAUGAAGUGGAGGAUUUGAUGAUAGAUGUAGAGAGGGCAAAUUCAGCAGCAGCAGCUCUGGACAAGAAACAAAAGAACUUUGACAAGGUUCUGGCAGAUUGGAAACAGAAAUAUGAGGAGAGCCAGGCAGAACUGGAAGCAUCUCUGAAGGAAUCUCGUAGUUUGAGUACAGAAAUCUUUAAGAUGAAGAAUGCAUAUGAGGAGUCUCUAGAUCACCUUGAAACUCUUAAACGGGAGAACAAGAAUCUACAGCAGGAAAUUUCUGAUCUGACUGAGCAACUGGGUGAAAGUAGCAAGGCCCUCCAUGAGAUGGAAAAGACAAAGAAGACAGCUGAGCAGGAAAAGAGUGAAAUCCAGUCAGCAUUGGAGGAGGCAGAGGCCUCCCUGGAACAUGAGGAGAGCAAGAUCCUCCGCAUUCAGCUGGAACUGAACCAACUGAAAUCUGAAGUUGACAGAAAGAUUGCAGAGAAAGACGAGGAGAUCGAUCAGGUGAAGAGGAACCACCAGAGAGUUGUGGACACAAUGCAGAGCGCUUUGGAGGCUGAAGUCAGGAGCAGGAAUGAUGCCUUGAGAAUCAAGAAGAAAAUGGAGGGUGAUCUAAAUGAAAUGGAGAUUCAGCUGGGACAUGCCAAUCGCCAGGCUUCAGAAGCUCAAAAACAUCUCAGAAACAUACAGGGUCAAUUGAAGGACGCCCAGUUACAACUGGAUGAUGCCUGCAGAAGCCAGGAAGACUUGAAGGAGCAACUAGCCAUGGUGGAGCGCAGAAGCGGCCUGCAACAGGCUGAGAUUGAAGAAAUGAGAGCCGCUCUGGAACAGACAGACAGAGCUCGCAAAAUUGCUGAACAAGAGCUGAUCGAUGUCACUGAAAGAGUUCAGCUGCUGCACUCUCAGAACACCAGCCUCAUCAAUACUAAGAAGAAGCUGGAUGCCGACCUGAAUCACAUCCAGUCUGAAAUGGAAGAAACUAUCCAGGAGUCAAGAAAUGCUGAAGAGAAAGCCAAGAAAGCAAUCACUGAUGCUGCCAUGAUGGCUGAAGAGCUGAAGAAGGAACAGGACACCAGUGCUCACCUUGAACGAAUGAAGAAGAACCUCGAGCAGACAGUGAAGGACCUGCAGCUUCGCCUGGAUGAGGCUGAGCAGCUGGCAAUGAAAGGAGGAAAGAAACAGCUCCAGAAACUGGAGGCCAGGGUGCGCGAGCUGGAAAAUGAGCUGGAAGGCGAGCAGAAGCGAGGUGCUGAUGCUAUUAAAGGUGUUCGCAAGUAUGAAAGAAGGGUCAAGGAACUAUCUUAUCAGUCAGAGGAAGACAGAAAGAAUAAUCUGAGACUACAGGACCUGGUUGACAAGCUGCAGAUGAAGGUUAAGGCCUACAAGAGACAAUCGGAGGAAACUGAGGAACAGGCCAACGUUCACCUGUCCAGGUUCAGGAAGGUUCAGCAUGAACUGGAGGAAGCCGAGGAACGUGCCGACAUUGCCGAAUCUCAAGUCAACAAACUUAGAACUAAAACCCGUGACAUUACUAUCAAGAGCGCUGAAGAGUAGAUGGCAACUUGAAACGGUCCAAAGAAGAAAUCUACAAAAUGUGUAUUUCUUUGUAACAUAGUUUUAUAAAUGUAGCAAUAUCAACAAAAAUAAACGUGCAACACGAAA
Molecule: messenger RNA, 2686 nt
Organism: Leucoraja erinaceus (little skate)
Lineage: Eukaryota; Metazoa; Chordata; Chondrichthyes; Rajiformes; Rajidae
Product: myosin heavy chain, skeletal muscle-like
Exons: 16
Coding region: 71-2578 (835 amino acids)
Cellular component (GO): myosin complex
Source: RefSeq, a predicted model, not a curated record